Molecule: messenger RNA, 4848 nt
Organism: Oryzias melastigma (Indian medaka)
Lineage: Eukaryota; Metazoa; Chordata; Actinopteri; Beloniformes; Adrianichthyidae
Product: leucine-rich repeat-containing protein 52
Exons: 4
Coding region: 1233-2204 (323 amino acids)
Cellular component (GO): voltage-gated potassium channel complex
Molecular function (GO): transmembrane transporter binding; voltage-gated potassium channel activity; potassium channel activator activity
Source: RefSeq, a predicted model, not a curated record
AAACAAUACUGUGAACUAUACCUCCACCUUUCUGAUGUAAUGUAAGAUGUUUGUAUAAUCGUCCAAUAAUAGUGGUGCAUUAUGGGAAAAAUUCCCGAAUCCACCAAUCCAGAACUACAGGAACAGGAAUCCUCUGCAAUUUUAUCCUCUGCAAUGUCUUCUCAUGAGGAUCCAGACAGCGGAUGGAAAGAAACCACUUAACCUGUCCCCUGAUAAGACAUUACCAGGUAUUCAUCACUAGAUGUCCUCAUAAAUUCACCAAAUACAUUUGACACAAGCAGCCGAGGGGUUUGGAUGAGUCCACAUGCCAACAAAGAGGAGCAGCAACACAGCAAACUGCAGUGGAAACAGUCAAACGUCAUUGUUUCUGUGCAAAUAUGACACUAACAGUCUGCUGUAGUGGGAUCCUGGCCGCUGGCAUGGGGUACCACUUCUUUCAUGGACUCGCCAGAGCCACAUGUGUCCUCCUCCUCCUCCUCCAUCACUCCAAGUCUGAUUCAGCACUUCAACACCUACACACAACUAAGAAUAGAUGCAGGAUUCCACACCGGGACUGGAGAGAGGAGAAAACAGCGGAUCAUCACCCUGAUCCAUCCUCAUCCCAUGCAUCAAGUUUUUUCAGGAACUAAGUCGUCAUAUGGAGAAAACUGCUCUAAUUGGAUUUCAGGAAGUCACUUUUCAUGAAUCUACGCCUGAGAUUGUGAUUGAGGAUUUUAUGUCAUGUGUGAAACGGCAGAUUUUUUACACACAUAAACAAACCUGACAUCACACAUGACCUUUAACUCCUCUCAUAUGUGGAUUUAAUUUGGCUCCAAAUGUGAGAUCACUCCAUGGUGCCUCCCCCUCCCUCCCUCCCUUCGUCCCCCUCUCAUUUGAAUGUAGUUUCGGGGAAGGAUGGGAUGGCAAACAACUGACCGCAGUCAGUCAUCGCGAGCUGCGCACGGAGGCUGUGAGGUUUGGCCAGGCGCGCGCAGCGGCCGCCCGGAUCCUGAUGGAUUCUGAAGCACGGAGGAGAAUUCCGCGCGCUCCGGAUCCUGAAGACGCAGCUGGCGGGAUGAGCCGAGACAUUUACGCGGAGAAGGAAACGCGUGCCAAGGGCAAGCACGAGAUCUGACCUCUGUUGGGAUUAUUAUUUUAGGAGAGAGGGGUUGGAAUAGCUCGGAUGGAUCAAUGAGGAAUGCGACUGCCUCUGACUCGGUCCAAACGGGGUUGAUGAAGCCCUCGGCGCUGUCAUGCGUCUUGCCCCGCAGCCAAGCGCGCACUCCUUGCGGCUCCUAGCUGUCCUGCUCCUCACCUCUGGGGUCACCGCGUCACCGGUCAUCUCCACCGGCUGCCCGGACAGGUGCGUGUGCGAUGACCAGCUGGUGGUUCAGUGCGCGGGGCAACACCUGACCACCUUCCCGGUCAACUUGCCGCUGGCCACGCGGCAGCUCAUCAUCUCCAACAAUCGCAUCGUGGAGCUUCCGCCCCUUGCGCUCAACUACCUUUCGGACCUGGUGUACCUGGACUGCAGCAACAACUCCCUGACGGAGAUCUCCGAAUCCACCUUUGGGAAUCUGCGUAAACUGGCCUACCUGGACCUCUCGUUCAACACCUUGACCCGGAUCGAGGACAGGACGUUCGGGCCGCUGGCCAGUCUGGUUAUGCUGAGGAUGACUGACAAUCCCGGACUCUCGGUGAUCCACCCGGAUGCUUUUAUGGAAAACGAGAACCUGCAGGUGCUGGAUGUGAGCCGGAACAACCUGACGGCGCUCAACAUCACAUCCCUGCUGGCGCUGCCGGCCCUGCGCGCGCUGGGACUCAGCGGGAACCCGUGGAGCUGCGCGUGCGAGAACGAGGACCUGUGCCUGUGGAUCCACCUGGAGAGCUUCAAGUUCCAAGAUGAGGGCCAGACCGUGUGCGGCUCACCCGCCGACAUGCAGGGACUGCGUCUGGGCGAGGUGGGCAUCCAGCUACGGACGUUGUGUCACCAAUCUCUGGGCUCCUGGGACUACCUUUUCUUUGUCGCCAUCGGCUUUGUCAUUUUUGCCGCCGGCACGGUGUCUGCCUGGUUGAUGGGCGUCGUCAUGGUGCUUUACGAGCGCUACAUCAAGAAAAAAGACGAGCAGCUGGAGAACGAGGACGAGAGCGGCGAGGCGGCUCACCUGCCAAUCCCCAGAACAGAGCGCGAGAGCAGGAGUUUGAAAACCUCGCACAUUGUUUGAGAGAACCAGUCCCACCACCUCUGCCCGCCGUAGGACCCCUCAGUGCCUCAUGCCAUGCUCCAUGACUGUUUGUGGCGUCUUCAGUCGAACUGAAAUCGUUGAGCAGCCUCGGCUCUUAAGAGGAAAGAUGGAUCCAAUGGACAAAAGGAAUGUCUUUGUAUCGCUUUUCACUGAUGUAAAACUUUUUGUAUUUGCCUGGAGGGACGCCACACCCACAGACACAUAUAUGCAAAUGUAUCGAUAUGUUGCAUCCUGUGCUGUGUUGGAGUAUGAAAGCAUGUGAGAAAAAAUUAACCUUCCUAAAUACACUGAUGUUAGGAAUAAAUAUACAUUUUCAGGCCACGUAAAUUGCUGAAACACUUUUUGUCACCUUGAGUCUGAGGUUUCUUUAAUGCUUCCUGCCAUGAGGCUCAGUGUGCACACAAGAGUUGAUUUUAUCACAUCAUUGACUUCCUGUUUGAAGCUCGUCUGUAAAUGGAGCCAGGUCAGUUCACCAGAUGACCACUAGGUGGUUUGUAACAAAAGUAAGUUUCACAACAAGCUUCACAACACAAAUAGGCCUGGUUACAAAAUCUUUAUUAUUUUUUUUUUAUGUCUGUGAAUGGAUUUACUACCUGCAACACUUGUGUUUUAUGAAUUUUACAAUUUUUUAAUAUUUGAAAUUGAAUUUUAGCUUUUUGAGAUUUUUAUUACAAAUUGUCAUCAAAUCCAUGGCUUUAGAACAGCUUUAUUAGACAUCUAAAACUGUCAAGCUAGUGUGCUCCACAUAUUAAAGGUCAUAGUUUGAUGAUGAAAGCCAAGAUGGUGACGACAGAGAAGCUGCAAAAGCUUUAAAUUAGUCCAUCAGUGUUAGGGUAACAGAGCCCUGGAUGUGACAUUCAGAAAAAAAAGCAAAUUGUUCCCUUAAAUAAACAUUUUUUGCACACCGAAUAGCAUUUUGUGUGCACAAUUUAGUAUUUUUUUUUCUUUUUUUUUUGCAUUUUAUUAACAUUUUGUGCGCACAAAUUAGCAUUUUGACACAAAUUCAAAGCAGUAGGAGAUCUACAAAGCUGUGGACAUGACAUUCAAAAAAAGAGAGAAAAAGCAAAUUAUUCCCAUUAUGUCAGCAAAAUUUUAGGCCUAUUUACGUGCAAACAAGUUAGCAUUCUGUGAUUGCAAGUAUUUUUGUGGGCAAUUUAGUAUUUUAUAUACAUAAAUUAGCAUUUAUUAGCAUUUUGUGCACACAAGUUAGUUUUCUUCUGUGCACGUUUGCAUUCUGUCUACACAGGUUAGAUUUUUGUGGCACAAAAUUUGCAUUUUUCGCAUACAAAUGCAAACCAGCCGGAUAGCUAUGGAGCCCUGGACAUUACAUUAACAAAAAAAAAACCCAAAAGGUUCUUUCAAAUGAACAUUUUUUUAGCACAAAUUAGCAUUUUGUGGCCACAAUUAAGUAUUUUGUGCAUAAAGGUUUGUUUUUUUGUGCAAAAUUAGCAUUUUAUCAAAAGUUUGUAAGCACAAAUUUGUAUUUUGUGGACACAAUGUAGUUUCUGCUGCACAAAAUUUAGUGUCUUAUGAGCACAAAUUUGCAUUUUAUUAGCACACACUAGUGUUUUUUUGGACACAAAUUAGCAUUUAGUAUUUGUUUUGCAUACUUUAGUAUUUUAUGCGCACAAAUUGGCAUUUUGUUUGCUUUUUUGAACACAAAUAAACAUUUUAUGCACACAAGAUAGCUUUUUGUGUGCACAAAAUGCUAUUCAAUACACAAGAUACUCGUAAAGACAAAAUACUAAACUGUGCACUAAAGAUUUCUUUGAAGGAUAUAUACAUAUUUUUCUUGAAAUGUCAUAUCCUGGGCUCUAUAUAAUGACAUUGUACUGGACUCCCACACAGCAAAUUUUAAAUUGGGUUUACGUUAAUAAUGUUUAAAUAUAGGCUUAAAAACUUUAGUACCAAAAACUUCUGAUUUUUAUUUAUUUGCUUCUAGAUUUGGACCUUUCACAUGCACAGAAGUGCACACAGGAGUAUGGACAUUAAAUACUAAAAUAUGUUCUUAUGUGACAACAACAAGAACCAUACAAAUACAAAUGUUUAACUUCUAAUAUGAGAAGUCUUGUUGACAAAAACUGGUCUGGAAAGUAAAAUUGUCUCACAAAAGGUAAAAUAUUUCAUGAGUAAAGAACAGCUGAUGGUUCAGAAACUACAAGUUGUUUUUUUUAAGUGUUUACUUUGUCCGCACAAUUUAAAAUCAGUUCAGGAAACUCAUACUUUAUUUAAAAAUCACAAGAAUAAAAUGAUUUAAUUUAUGAUUGAACUAGCUGUGGAGGUUUGUUGGGGUAUAAAUGGGAAUGGACUAAAUAACUGACUUUCACUAACUUUAUUUUUUACUUUUAAGAGGUUUUGAUUUGGCAACGAGAUCUUCAAAAUAAUGGUCCAUCCAUAAUCUGUCAAUGUAUUUUUGGUAUGUUAUGAAUAUUUUUAAAUAUAUUUCUCUAUUUUUAAGGGUAACCAAUUACAUUUAUAUGUCGGAAUUUGUUAACAUUAUUAUUUAUUCGCAGGAAUAUUCAGCAGAGUUGUGGGGUUUAUUUUGAAAAUCCAAAAUCCUCAUCAAUGUUAACAUGUUUACAUGUGGACAUGAUCACAAAGCCAAAUAAACACAAGCACAAAA